Monodelphis domestica (gray short-tailed opossum) is the source of this 5698-nucleotide messenger RNA. It is a transcript of the gene WHAMM, whose product is annotated as WASP homolog associated with actin, golgi membranes and microtubules. The record is from RefSeq and is a predicted model, not a curated record. Gene Ontology annotation, cellular component: cytoplasm; endoplasmic reticulum-Golgi intermediate compartment membrane. Gene Ontology annotation, biological process: endoplasmic reticulum to Golgi vesicle-mediated transport; Arp2/3 complex-mediated actin nucleation. Lineage: Eukaryota; Metazoa; Chordata; Mammalia; Didelphimorphia; Didelphidae. Gene Ontology annotation, molecular function: actin binding; Arp2/3 complex binding.
CCACCUCCCGCCAAUGGCUGGGGCACUGGUGGAAGUGCCUUGUCCAAUGGGAAGGGCGACAGUGAAGGCUUACUAGACUUUGGGACGUCUCUCCUCUCUGGAAAAUGUCCCCGGUUCUGCUGGGCUCUGGGAGACUGCGAGGAGUGGUCGGGUCCAAGGCGCCCUUAGCCCCAUCGGCCCUGGGAAGCCGGAAAGGCCCCGCAUUCGUGUGAUCCUCUAGCUGAGGGCCUCGCGGCCCUUGAGGGGAACGCCCCCCGCGGCCCUUCUCGGAAAAGGCUGGGCCAUGGCGGACGAGCGGCUCGAUAGCCUGGAGGGCUGGGUGGCGGUCAAGGAAAACCUGUUCUCGGAGCCCGAGCGGCCCAAGCUGCGCUUCAUUGUGGCCUGGAACGAGCCCGAGGCCAAGUUCGCCGUGACCUGUCACAACCGGACCCUGCAGCAGCGGCAGCGGCGGCGCUGCCGCGAGGGCCUUGAAUCAGCUCCAGGAGGCGGCAGAGCCCCAGCCGAGGAGAAGGAAGGGGAGCAGGAGGUGGAUGCGUACGGGCCGCUGAGCUGGGCCGGUCUCUUCUCCGCCACCGAGCUCCAGGGCGUUCAUCGGCAGCUGGCCGCCGUGAGCCCGCAACUGGAGGCCUGCUUCCCCGCGCUGCCUCCCGAGGUCGGCCCGAGCCUAUGGACUCUGCUCUUUCCGGCCAGGCCCGCGCCCGACGAAGCUGUGCUCCAGGAGCGCUGCGGUCAGCUGGAACUCUACCUUAGCGCUGCGGCCGACAGGUGCGGAGCCAGGAUGCUCCUGGACUCGCUCUUCUCUGCCGACACCGAACCAGGAGAUGAGUACUUCGAGAACCUGCACGAAUUCCGCAAGAAAAGCCUGCAAGGGCACGUGGCCCGGGCUAAAGAGCGGCUCCAGAGGAUUAUUCAUGAGCAUAAAAAUGCUGAAAAGAUGAUGGAUUUAAUGAAAGUUUAUGAAGAAGAAGAUGAAGCUUACCAAGAAUUAGUUACUGUGGCAACAAAAUUCUACCAAUAUUUGCUGCAGCCAUUUAGGGAUAUGCGAGAGCUUGCAACAUUAUACAAGCUAGAAAUUUCGAAGUCCAUAGACUUUGAUGAACUAGGCCCUAAAAGAAUAGAGGCAUUGCAGAAGGAGGCUAAGAAAUGGACCAAACGAGCUGAAGAAGCUGUGACAUCUAUUCAGGACAUCACUGUGAAUUAUUUCAAGGAAACAGUAAAUGCAUUGGUUGUAAUGCAGAAACAGAUGGAACAGGAUGAGAAGAGAUUUGGCCAAGCCACUUGGGCCUUAGCUGCUCCUAGACUUGAAAAACUGAAGUACAUGUUAGCAAGAGAGAGUCUACAACACAAGAGAGCCAAAGAAUUAUGCUUGAAUCAAAAAAGAGUUGAAAUUCGAAAGAAGGUAGAAGGUCUUUCUGAAGUUGAAAAAAACAUUGAUGUGGUAGAUGAGCUAGAAAUACAGUAUUAUGAUGUUCAACUUGAAUUGUACGAAGUUCAACUUGAGAUACUGAAGUUUGAAGAGAUGCUGCUUAUUAUAGAGUUAGACACUAUAAGACGACUAAUAAAAGAGAAACAGGAUGAAGUUGUAUAUUAUGAUACUUGUGAGAAUCCUGAGGAACUUAAAGUUGUUGAUCACUUGGUGGGACAACAGAAUUCCCAGAUUUUAGAAAUGAAGACACUCAGGCGUCAAUCUCAACAGCUGGAAUCCAAACGAGGGACUAUCUGUGCAAGAAGAGCCUAUCUCAGGAACAAAAAAGAUCAGUGCAAGGAAAGUCAUUGCCUCAAAUUGCAGCAAGCACAGGAAAAUAUAAAGAGGUUUUAUCAACAUCAUAAUAUUCAAAUGAAAAGAGACAAGCGAAAAGAAGAGGAGAAAGAAAAACAAGAAUGGAUAAACCAAGAACGACAAAAAACUCUACAACGCCUAAAAUCAUUUAAAGAGAAAUGCCCAGUUCAGUUUGUGCUUAAAACAUCUUGUUCAAAACCAGUUAGUCCAAAAUUGCCCAAAGAUAUUUCCCAGAAAAUCUCAUCACCAGCUUCUCAACCACUUUCAAUAGUGCAUUUAUCUUCUAAGCAAACAAGAAAUACUCCUGCAUCCAAAGCCAGAGGUUUGAAAACAUCUAAAUAUAAAGACAGUCCUGGAAAUGUCCCUAUUCAGAUUUUUGUUCCAUUUGGUGACCCACCACAUCCAGAGCCCAGCAAGGAAUUGAAUUUACCACCAGCACCACCACCACCACCACCACCUCCUCCUCCUCCUCCACCUCCACCACCACCUCCUCCUCUACCCCCUCAUCUGUCUUCACAUUUGAGAACACCUGGGAAGGAUGAUGAUCAGCCACUGCCCUUGGUCUGUGAAUCAACUGCUGAAAGAAUAUAUGAUUCCUCUAAAAGUUCUUUAAACCUCUGUACAGGAACUAUGGAUAAAGUUUUGGCUUCUUUAAAGCAUGGUGACAUGCUUCUCCGAAAAACAGAGAAGUCCACUUUGCUCACUCCAGAAACCUCAGUCCGAGAUAACAUUCUGGCUGCCAUAAAGCAAGGAGUUAAAUUGAAAAAGGUUCAGCAAGAGCCUGUCACAGACAUCAACAAAGGAGCACCCAAUGAGCUGGAAAGAAGCAUCAAGGCAGCUCUUCAGAGAAUUAAGAGAGUGUCUGCUGACUCUGAGGAGGAAGAUAGUGGAGAUCAGAAUAACACAGAGUGGGACACUUAGCCUGAUUGUUAAGGCCAGAGGUUUGCUGGAAUAAUGGACUUCUUAGGAUAAAGCAAUGUAGGCGCAUGUGGACUUCUGAGAAGCGUAUGUACUCAGGGAAGGACAGCCUCCAUAUUUUUUUUUAAAGGAGUGUUUUAUGAAUGAAAACCACAUUGCAGCGGUUUUCAUUAUUUUAAUUCUUAUUAAAUUAGAGUAUGCAUGAUUUUUAAAAUCUUUUCACAAAUGAACCAAAGAACCUAUAGAUUAUAUUUCAUAGGUUGUGGUUCUGAAUAGCCCCUGGGGGAGGGGGAAAUAAUCAGGAUGUUAUGUGGUAUGUUUUUACCACAAAAUAAAUUUGAAAAAUGUAAACUUUUAAACAAAUACACUGAAGCUUCCUCAGCCCCACCCCCAUCCAAACUAUGUGCACUUUAGAGAUGAAGGGAGAAGAGAAUAGAGAUUAAAGAAACUAGCAGUGAUAUCACUGGGCUAAUAGGCCAUUGAGCCACGUACAGCAUAGAAUGUGUUAACAUGGAUUUUGGAGCAUUUUACAUUAGAAAAGUAAACACCACAAUUUUACCUUACUUGUAGAGAAAUAAGGGUUUUUGGAGGUGUUGGGGAACAGUUUUCAGAAAUAGUGCAUCUAUCUAAUUGAAAUGAUUGUGUUAACAUUUUAAUUUGUUAAAACUGAAUAAUUUAAAGAACCAAAGUAAACAGAUUACAUUUGAGUAAUAUUUUAAAUAUAAUUUAUUCUUUAGCAUAUCUGUGCAUAGAACUAUUUUCAGUACCUCAGUAUUACAUUCACAAGAAAUUGAAAGUUUACAGUACAUUAACUGAUAUAAUUUUGAAAUACAUGACUACUAAUUUUAACAUUUCCACUACAAAACCAGCAGAAUAUGAGGUUUAAGAAUCAAUAGGAUUAAAAAAAAUUUUUUUAAAGAUUCAAUAGAAUUUAAACCCAGACUUUGUUUGUCAUGUACAAUUUUAUUAGAGGGAAAUUUUAAAAUCAUGUAACUAAUGUGGGUAGGAAAUUUUUUCUCCCAAGAAAUGUCUGGCCUUGGAAAUCAUGCUCUCCCUUUCUGGUUUCUAAACAUUCUAAAAUGAGGAAAUACUUCCUAACUGCCCUAAUAAAUAAAUACUUAAUUUUUGUCUGUGGUGGAUGGAUUCUCUGGUGAUGGGUAGAAUUUGGCUCAUACACUUUUACUGUGUUAAACAGUUAAAUACAGAUUCUACUGUGUUAAACAGUUUAGUAGCUUAAAAUUUUUUAUAUGAAAAAGUUGUAUUUCACGUAUUUUGGUAUUUAAUAUUUAUAGUAAUAUUUUGGGUAAGCUUAAAUAAUUUAAAAAGCACCUUUGUGAGCUCUAUCAACAAUGUUGACAAGUGCCUUUUUGCUGUUAGGGAGAAAAUGUGAUGCCUUGGGAAUCAAUUUUAUACUUGGUUAUAGGAUGAUAGCAUUUUCUGAGUUUUAUAACAAAGGUAAAAUUGAAAUUAAAGUGUUUUAACAAUGAAGCAGGACGUGUGCUUUUUAAAAUUAAUUACACCUGUUUACUCCUAACUCUGACAUACCUUUAGGGACUAUUGCCAUGGAAUUGUUGUUUUCUUUAAAUCCGUCUAAAAGACAAACUUCUUGGGAAGAAAAAACCUUUGCUAUGGGUCAGGAGUUGCCCUAUAAGUUUCUGAAAUUUGUGAGGUUUUAUAUUGCAUUCUAAAAAGUUACUUUAAAAAUAAAUAAAACUUUAAGAACUUAUUACAGGACUUAGUUUACUCAUUCACCAAAUUUUAGUGAAAAGGAGCAGUGUGGCACACUAGAAAGUAUUGGCCUAGCAGGACCCCUGUCAAUUCCACUUAAGAGCUUGUCUUAUAUAAAUUCCAGUUAAAUGAUAAUAUAAUGAAAGGCCAAUAGGCAAGAGUAUGCCAUUAUAUGUUUAACAAUCAGCCUCUGGAGAGGAAAAUGCACCUAAAAUUUUUUUUUUCAAUUACAUGUAGAAAUAAUUUUUGACAAUUGUUAUCCAGUAUGUUGCAAUUCAGCUUCUUUCUCUCCCUCAUGCCCAAGAUAGUAAAUAGAAUGAUAUAUAGAGAAUUGUACCCAAUGCUGUCAUUCAGUACAUAUUUCCAUAUUCCUUAUGCCAUGAAAGAAGAAACAUUAUCAGAUAUACAAUUUUUAAAAACAUGAAAGAAAUAAAGCAAAAAAUGUCAUGCUUUGAUCUGCAGUUAGACUCCAGCAGUUCCUUCUUUGGCUGUGGAUAGUAUUUUUCAUCAUGAAUCCUUUGAGGUUCUCUUGGAACCUUUCUUUGUUGAUAAUAGUUUAAUACUUCACAGUUCAUCAUCAUAUAAUAUUCUGUUACUGUAUAUACAUUGUUCUGGUUCUGCUCACUUCACCGUAUAUCGGUUCAUAUAUGUCUUUCCAGGUUUUUCUGAACUCAUCCUGUUCACUAUUUAUGGUGCAAUAAUAUCCCAUUAUAAUCCUAUACCACAACUUGUUCAGCCUUUCCCUAAAUGAUGGACAUCCCUUCAGUUUCCAGUUCUUUACCACUACAAAAAGCUGCUAAAAAUGUUUUUGUACAUAUAGAUUCUUCCCCCCAUCUUUGGUCUCUUUGGGAUACAGUCCCAUUAGGGGUAUUGCUGAGUCAAAGAGUAUGCAUAGUUUUAUAGCCCUUUGGAUGUGGUUCCACAAUGUUCUACAGAAUGGUUGGAUCAGGUCAUAGUUCCACCAACAGUGUAAUAGUCUCCCAAUUUUCCCACAUCCUUUCCAGCAUUUAUCAUUUUCCUUUUUGGUUAUAUUAGCCAAUCUGAUAGGUAGGAGGCGGUAUUUCAGAGUUGUUUUAAUUUGCAUUUCUCUGAUCGUGAUUUGGCAUUUUUUUCUAUGACAAUUAGAUAGUGUUCAUUUCUUCCUCUGAGAACUACCUGUUCAUAUCCUUUGACCAUUUUUUGAUUGAGGAAUGCUUUGUAUUUUUUAUGAAUUUGACUCCGUUCUCCAUAUGUUUAAAAAUAAAGCUUUUAUCAGAGACACUUGCUACAAAA